Durusdinium trenchii is the source of this 1266-nucleotide messenger RNA. The record is from the annotation of a GenBank genome assembly. NCBI's taxonomy places the organism in Eukaryota, Dinophyceae, Suessiales, Symbiodiniaceae.
AUGGGGCAGCAGGGCAGCCGACCAGAUGCCAAUGCCGUGACGGAACUACCAAGCGCACACGGUGGAAGGCAGAGUAGACUGGAUGUAGAGCUGAAAGAAGUGACGGAGGUCGAUCUGACUUCGAGCAGUUCGCAAAGCAAGGUGAAGCGAGACAGUCGUCCGCCUUCUUCUCAGGGACGGCUACCUCCAACCAAGCCUGCGGCGCCGUCCAAUGCUCGGCCACCCUCGUCUCAAGGCCCAGGCAGGCGUGGACCGAACCAAGGGCAGGGGCCAUUGCUCUUGAACAAGUCGGGCCAACUCCGUCGCACUGCCACGGAGAGGACUCUGGACUCCAACGGUCCACUGGACGAGUCGCCGCCACCCACACGGCCUGGCACCGCGGCGUCCUUGGUGUCCGUCAAUGCGGCUGUGCGAAAUCCGCAGCGGUAUAGGGUGGAGCUCCCCGGGCAGAUGCCUGACAUACGGGGUGACCCGUCACCUCCACCAUCACAGCCUGCAUCGUUGGCACUCCGCAGCAGGCCCGGGACAUCGCAGAAUUCACAGCUGCUGGCAGCUCAGUUCACCCAGACCAAGGCCUUUGCUCGGCCGGCCAGUUCGGGGAAUGACCCGGCGUUGCAACACCUACCCCUGGCAGUCACGUUAAAGGGACCAACAGGACCUCGACGGAAUAUGCCCCCAGGAAGACCUGAGACUUUGGAGAUGCCGAAGGCUUUCAGCCGCCCAAUGACCAGUGGGACUGAGGCGGCUGGAGGCGGCCGCCGUGGCAUCAGAUGGGUCGAAGAUAUUGCACGGCACUAUCGCAUUGGCACCAACGUGAUGCCAUCCUGUCAUGCAGGCAUGGAGAUCCGUCAUGCAAGCCGAGCAAGUGAGGACACUCCAACAGCGCAGGAGUCGUUUGUGGUGAAGCUUCGCUACAAGAACAAGAGCUUUCAGGGUAAAAAUGAAGAGUCACGGUGGCGGAACAACACAGAACUCAUACUGAAUAUGCCUCAAAGCAACGGCAUCGCACGACUCAUCGAUGUCCUCGAGGACAGCAAGGCGUACUAUGUGGUCAUGGAAAGAGCCGGAGGCUGCGAUUUGUAUGAGUGCUUGUCUGGCGCACCCGAGCGGCGGUUGCCUGCCCAUGAAGCUCGAGAGGUCUUACGAGAACUCCUUGCUGCAGUUGCUGAACUUCAUUCUCAUGGCUUCAUCCACAAGGACCAAAGUGUCCCGCGCACAUUCGGCGAAACUUGGCCACCAGCCCUGGCGCAGGUGUCAAGCUUAUAG